Amphimedon queenslandica is the source of this 2395-nucleotide messenger RNA. RefSeq lists its product as uncharacterized. Lineage: Eukaryota; Metazoa; Porifera; Demospongiae; Haplosclerida; Niphatidae. The transcript has 11 exons. The coding region runs from base 368 to 2305 and encodes 645 amino acids. Gene Ontology annotation, molecular function: protein binding. The record is from RefSeq and is a predicted model, not a curated record. Gene Ontology annotation, cellular component: Slx1-Slx4 complex; nucleus. Gene Ontology annotation, biological process: resolution of meiotic recombination intermediates; DNA repair; DNA replication.
AAGAAAUCCGCCCAUUUGCCAUUGGGAGCCAUUUUUAUUUUGCAGGAAUACAAUUAUUAGAAUUUAAAUUAGAAGCCUUCUUGUUUGGUAUUAAUGUCUAACUGGAGGCGUUUCCUCUAUCCAGUGUCCUUUGGUUCAGUCCUAGUUAUUCUCAUUGGGGCCUACAGCUUGAGGAAGAGGGUCAUUUUGACUCCUGAAGUCCUGGAGGAGAGAGAGAGACAAGCUGAAGCAAGCAGACUAGCAGCUUCAGAGUUUAAAACAAGAGUAGCAGCUGAGAUUAAGAGAGAAAAAGACAAACAAUAGCAACUGUCAUUAAUUAACACCUGUACUUUCCAUGUUCUAAUUAAUUAUAUAUAAAUAUUAAAUCAUGGACAGUCGUCAUGGGCCCAAAAAGCACAAACUCUCACUUAAAAGAAGAAAUCCUUCGAAGCUUAAGAAGGAGCAGGAGCCCCAGGAGACAGUAGCACAACCAAAGAUUGAUAGUGAUUAUGAAGUUUGGUCUAAAGGACAGUGGGACAGUGAAGGAGAUACAGUGAACAUUAAGAAGAUAAAGAUGGAACACAUUGUUGAUGAUGAUGGCGAUGAUUUUAAAAUCCCAACAAUUAACAUAAAGAAACUGAAGAAGACCAAAGGAAAAGAAAAUGAUGAGGCUCUUAAAGUGAUUGAGAGUGAACAGCUUCAAUUAGCAAUGGCUUUGUCUUCCUCUGAGAUAUCUCCACCUAUUGGCCAAUCCUACAAUAUUAAAUCAAAAUCACGUCAUAAGAAAGGUGAACUGAGAUCUCCGCCCACCUUAUUAACGAGUAGUAUUCAAAAUGAAGUAAUAGCUACACGACUGGAGGAGCUGUUUACUUGUCAGUCACCAGCAGCUGCUGUUGGAUCAAAGGAUAAGGAUGAUGUACCUCUAGCGGACCAGCUGUCCCUCCAGUGUCCCACUGAUGGUCAGUCCCACGGGUCCAGUGAGUUCUCAGGUUAUAAAACACUUUGGGUUCUUUCAGCAUCUGGUCCUGAGGAACCUCCUUCAGUGUUUAAUGUGCCAGGACUAAAGGACUUUAUUGAUGGAAGUGAGGUUAAUGAGUCCAAAUGCUGCAUAUGUCAUUCUGAUCCAUGCCUUGCUACAUUGGCACUAAACUCACCAGUACCAAACUCACUGGUACCAAACUCACCAGUACCAAACUCACCUGUACCAAUCUCACCGGUACCAAAUUCACUGGUACCAAACUCACCAAUACCAAACUCACCGGUACCAAAUUCAAUUGGAAUGAAAACAGAGGUUGAUGUACCUUUAAUGAGGAUUGAUGAUGAUCUUAGUCCAACAAAAAGAUUAAAAACCGAUUUAAAUAAUCUUUUAACAAGUUCAGUGUAUUCUGAUGUUGUUAUAAAGGUAUCCAAUGGUAGGAGAAUCAAUGGACACUCAUCAAUACUGUCUGUACGAUCACCUGCAAUGGCCAGAGUAUUAUCUAGUCUAUCUCCUGAUAAUCUGUCCAUUGAUUGUUCUUCUUUCAGUUUUGAAUCUGUUAAUAUCUUCAUGAGGUUCAUGUAUGCAGCUGCUAUACCUGGAGGUGAAGUAUCAGCUGAAAUCAAACAGGAACUGAUCACUCUAUCAGAACUGUGGGAGGUACCUGAUUUAUUGAAGAUAUUAAUAACCACACCCACUUCUUCAUCAUUGACCACUCCCACUAUAUCGCCUGAACACAUUCCAGCAAUGCCCUCCCCACUAGAAGGGGAAAUGGGAUGUUCCUCUUCAGUACCCACGUCCUCUGAUGAAGAGUGCACGUGUAUGUCACAUGAUAUUCCAAUUAAAGCCCAAUCAGUUAUUGACACUCCUAGUGGGUGUGGUUAUGGGGCAAUGCUGAUAACCCCAGCUGGUGAAAGGAGGAGUGUCCUUCAAUCUGACGAUAACAUAACUCCAAUGCCGGACUAUAGAGCAAUGGCCACACCUCAUUUGAAAAGUGCUUGCUCCAAGUUUGGUGUACGAGCUCUGCCAAAGAAGAAAAUGAUUCAACUUCUGGAGCAAAUAUACACCUAUAACCACCCACUGGUCGAUGAAGAAGGAUAUAUUGUUGAUGAGUCCAAAAGUACAGGAAAUAAAAGUGAAAUUGAUCGUAAAUGUGUUAGAGAUGCUAUUGUUAGUGACACUGAGAUGUAUCAAGAUAUACUGAAAUAUAAGCCAUUGGAGCUGUCAUUUAUUCACAGUAAAUUAAAAAAUAAACAAAUUAACAUAUCAAGAGAAAAACUGAUGGACAUACUAGACCAAAUGUGUGUUACAUUCACUUUACCAAGACAAAGAACAAAAAUGAAUCAUUAAUUAACAUUAAUUAAUAAAGGAUAAUUAAAUUUGUUUUAAUCAACACAAUAAUGUUACACGCUGUCAUUGCCAUGGCAACUAUCAGUUUAA